AUGCUACUUGCAAACUUUGUGCGAUCGGGGGAGAGUCCUGUCGUACGUGUCUGGACGAACUUCCUCCUCCCGGGAGACUGGGUGGGCUUUCUCGCGGUGCGCCUGAGAGGCCGCACGGUGAUCGCGCAGCUCGUGUGCUUGCGGCCGGGAGCAGUGAGCCGCGCCUUCCGUCAGAUGGGCACCCCAUCAGACUACAGCUUCGCCUACAGCUUCUACCUGCGGUGUUGUGGCCUCCACGCGCAGCACCAGCAGUUGGCACGGCGCUACUGGCGAAACUCCGAGGUCUUCCGAGCCUUCUUCCUGGGCCGGAAGGUGGACUGGAAGGGCAAGGUCCGGUGGAGCCGACAGACGAGCUCAGCGGACACGGUGAUGGUCCAGAUGAAACUUCGCGAGAGUGUUUUCGGUGAGCCGCUGCUUCUGUUUGCCGAGCCUGGCAUGCUUGCACGAGGACCCUCCUUGAGCUCCGGCACAUGGAUCUCGUUCUCGGCGGAGCUUGUGGAUCAGGGCGGUCGCCUCUUCUGCCACCGCCUGCGCCUCCUGCAGCCUGUACAGAUCACAGAGGAGGAGCGCUGGCCGGAGUCGGACACCGAAAGCGAGACAGAGCCGGAAACCGACCAGGUAGAGGCGGAAUCGUCAUCAUCCGGCGACGAACGGUGGAAUCGGCGGCGUUUGGAUUCUGACGACUCGCAGCCGCACUCGCCGUACACCCUCGUGGGCAGUGAGGAGGAGCAGGAGCCGGUGGUGGACCCCGGAAGUGCGUCGACAUCGGAGCCCUUGCUUCCCGUCCCCUGA
Messenger RNA from Symbiodinium natans, 792 nucleotides. Lineage: Eukaryota; Dinophyceae; Suessiales; Symbiodiniaceae. The record is from the annotation of a GenBank genome assembly.